This is a messenger RNA of Amoebophrya sp. A25, 268 nucleotides long. The record is from the annotation of a GenBank genome assembly. Lineage: Eukaryota; Dinophyceae; Syndiniales; Amoebophryaceae.
UGAGCACGCAGGUUCGAUCUACGUAGCGAUGCUGCGACGUGGACUCUCGGUUGCCAUCGGCAUGUUUGUGGGCGGGCUCUGUGCUCUGCUAUUGCCGUACCUUUUUCCGCGAUUCCUCAAACUGAAAAAAGCACGCCACGAGAUCAUCCAAAACACGCAGGAAGCGGUUGGCAGUUGUUUUCAGGUGCUGCUGGGCGGCUUCCGCAAGUACAUGAAGAACCAAGAGUACCGCUUGCGCCUCUUGGAUGGUAUACAAGUCAAUAGAGAC